AUGCCUUCCCCCGUCGAAGCCGGCCACGAGCUCCUCAUCGAUCUCUUCGAUGGCGAAGCCCUGGGAACACCCAUCACCGUCAAGUGGCAGCAGAACUUUGUAGACCGCCAGGCCUCCUACUACCGCCUCGAUGUCUACAACGACACCACCCACGAGACGCAAAGUGGCCAUGAGAAAAUGACGAGUUUGAGUAACCGCCGCAAGGAAGAUGGCGUCAUCGUCGAGCUCUCUAACCACGAGAUGUUCAAAGAGUUCGGCACGCCGAAGGGUAUGGAUGGGUUCGCAAAGCCAGCUCAUCAGUGGGCUUCUGGCUUUGAGCGCAGCCUCGAGGCCAACAUGGCGGCACUUGCGAGCAGUCUCCAGACGAAGCUCAUCCUGCCGGCGGGCAAUGUGUUCGAGUUCAAAUCGCUGAACACAGACUCAGACGGUCAUGUGUACUCGCUGAUUACGUACAAGAAUCAAAAGGUUUCGCAGACGAAGACCUGA
This is a messenger RNA of Sordaria macrospora k-hell, 486 nucleotides long. RefSeq lists its product as uncharacterized. Lineage: Eukaryota; Fungi; Ascomycota; Sordariomycetes; Sordariales; Sordariaceae. The record is from RefSeq and is a predicted model, not a curated record.